Molecule: messenger RNA, 1807 nt
Organism: Artibeus jamaicensis (Jamaican fruit-eating bat)
Lineage: Eukaryota; Metazoa; Chordata; Mammalia; Chiroptera; Phyllostomidae
Gene: GBA1
Product: glucosylceramidase beta 1
Exons: 11
Coding region: 133-1743 (536 amino acids)
Biological process (GO): glucosylceramide catabolic process
Molecular function (GO): glucosylceramidase activity
Source: RefSeq, a predicted model, not a curated record
UAUAUUAUGCCGGAAUUAACCAUCACGACUAAUCCCGUCUGCAGCUACCCAGGUACUUGAAUCCCUGUUUUCAUUUAGUGGACUCCCUGUCUCCUUUGAAGCUUGGGAACCUUGUAGUCUUCGCAUCCAGUGAUGGAUCUUUCAAGUCUUUCCAGAGAGGAAUGUCCUAAGGUCCUGGGCAGGACAGGCUUCCUGGCUGGCGGACUCACAGGACUGCUUCUACUUCAGGCAGUUUCUUGGGCAUCAGGCGCCCACCCCUGCAGCCCUAAAAGCUUUGGCUACAGCUCCGUGGUCUGUGUCUGCAAUUCGACGUACUGUGAUUCCCUUGAUCCCCUGACCCUGCCUGCCCCUGGCACCUUCACACGCUAUGAGAGCACACGUAGUGGGCGCCGAAUGGAGCUGAGUUUAGGGACCAUCCGGGCCAACCAAACAGUCACAGGGCUGUUACUGACGCUGCAGCCGGAUCAGAAGUUUCAGAAAGUGAAGGGAUUUGGAGGGGCCAUGACAGAUGCUGCUGCUCUCAAUAUCCUUGCCCUGUCGCCACCUGCCCAGAAUUUGCUACUCAAAUCAUACUUCUCUGAAGAAGGAAUUGAAUACAACAUCAUUCGAGUACCCAUGGCCAGCUGUGACUUCUCCAUUCGCAUCUACACCUAUGCCGACACCCCUGACGACUUCCAGUUGCACAACUUCAGCCUUUCAGAGGAGGACGUCAAGCUCAAGAUACCCCUGAUUCAUCAAGCCCUAGGGAUGUCCCAGCGCCCUGUCUCACUCUUGGCCAGUCCCUGGACAUCACCCACUUGGCUCAAGACCAAUGGGGCAGUGAAUGGGAGAGGGUCGCUCAAGGGUCAGCCGGGGAACCUCUACCACCAGACCUGGGCCAGAUACUUUGUCAAGUUCCUGGAUGCCUAUGCUGAGCACAAGUUACAGUUCUGGGCAGUAACGGCUGAGAAUGAGCCUUCUGCAGGGCUACUUAGUGGGUACCCCUUCCAGUGCCUGGGCUUUACCCCUGAACACCAGCGAGACUUCAUUGCCCGUGACCUGGGUCCCGCCCUGGCCAACAGUACACACCGCAAUGUCCGUCUGCUCAUUCUGGAUGACACACGCUUGCUGCUGCCCCGCUGGGCCCAGGUGGUGCUGGCAGACCCAGAGGCAGCUAAGUAUGUUCAUGGCAUCGCUGUACAUUGGUACCUGGACUUUCUGGCUCCAGCAAAAGCCACCCUGGGGGAGACACACCGCCUGUUCCCCGACACCAUGCUCUUUGCCUCAGAGGCCUGUGUGGGCUCCAAGUUCUGGGAACAGAGUGUGCGGCUGGGCUCCUGGGAUCGAGGGAUGCAGUACAGCCACAGCAUCAUCGUGAAUCUCCUCUCCCACGUGGUUGGCUGGACUGACUGGAACCUCGCCCUGAAUCCUGAAGGGGGACCCAACUGGGUACGCAACUUUGUCGACAGUCCCAUUAUCGUGGACAUUGCCAAGGACACGUUUUACAAACAGCCCAUGUUCUACCACCUUGGCCACUUCAGCAAGUUCAUUCCUGAGGGCUCCCAGAGAGUGGGGCUGGUCGCUAGCGAGAAAAGCGACUUGGACACAGUGGCACUGGUGCGUCCGGAUGGCUCUGCAGUCGUGGUAGUGCUAAAUCGCUCCUCCAAGGAUGUGCCUCUCACCAUCAAGGAUCCUGCUGUAGGUUUCCUGGAGAGCAUCUCACCUGCCUACUCCAUUCACACCUAUUUGUGGCGUCGCCAGUGAUGGAGCAGAUGCCCAAGCAGACACCUGGGCUCAACCUGGGCAUUAAAGGGACAGAGUCAGUUCA